Molecule: messenger RNA, 643 nt
Organism: Tupaia belangeri chinensis (Chinese tree shrew)
Lineage: Eukaryota; Metazoa; Chordata; Mammalia; Scandentia; Tupaiidae
Gene: RPS27L
Product: ribosomal protein S27 like
Biological process (GO): translation
Cellular component (GO): ribosome
Molecular function (GO): structural constituent of ribosome
Source: RefSeq, a predicted model, not a curated record
GGAGAAGAGUCGCAACGCCCCACGCGUCCAGACGCAGCGUGAACCCUGAGCGGACCCGCUGAGUGCCCGGGACCCUCGGCGAGCGGCCCGCCGGGCCCCGCCGCUCCUCCCAACCUCCUCUAUCCCGGAAGUCGCUGCCCAGCGCCUGAUCGCGUGGGCUCGUUAGGAGUGUCGCCUGACAGAUCCGGACUGUCGGGGCUCGCGAAAGGAUCAAGAUGCCUUUGGCUAGAGAUUUACUACAUCCGUCCUUGGAAGAGGAAAAGAAAAAACAUAAAAAGAAACGGCUAGUUCAAAGUCCAAAUUCUUACUUCAUGGAUGUAAAAUGUCCAGGCUGCUACAAGAUCACUACGGUCUUCAGUCAUGCUCAGACAGUGGUUCUGUGUGUCGGGUGUUCAACAGUGCUGUGCCAGCCAACUGGGGGAAAGGCCAGACUCACAGAAGGUUGUUCAUUUAGAAGAAAGCAACACUAAUGAUCUACGCAACUUGCUAAAUUUGUUGUUUUCUCACAGAAAGCCUUAUCAUAAGUUCAGUAAUUCUAGUUAAUCUGCCAAGAUAAUGUAAUUAUGUUUGAUUUUGUAAGGUAUACAACAAUGAUAUCCUAUUUUGGUGUCAGUUUUUCAAUAAAGUUUUGAUUAUGACUAAA